CCUAAAACCCUAAAAACGAUUAACGCCUAAUAGGGUUUCUUCGGCCAUUUCCUUAUUUAUCAGCAAUUCCUUAAACCCUAACAAAAGCAAAGCUUUUCUCCUAUCAGAGGUUUCAAUGGCUGCCAACAUCCCAGCUGGAAUAGACAAAGAGCAGGCCUUUGGCAUGGCAGAAACAGAGAUGGAAUAUAGGGUAGAACUCUUCAACAGGCUUGCACAAACUUGUUUCAACAAGUGCGUUGACAAAAGGUACAAGGAGGCUGAGCUAAACAUGGGGGAAAACAGUUGCAUUGAUCGCUGUGUUUCGAAGUAUUGGCAGGUGAAUAGCAUGAUCGGCCAGAUGCUCAGUGCUGGUGGACAGCCUCCAAUGUAAAACACCGUCAUCUUCAUAAUUCUGUUUAUGACUAAAGCAUGGCUAGCCCUGCAAUUGACAUUAGCAAUUUAUCUGUACUUGUAGCUGCAAAUCAAGAGUUCUUGCUUCAUCCAUAAAACAACCAUUGCUUUUUGAGAAAUAACACAUGCUUGCUUGUUAAAUGCAAAUAAUCUUGAUUACAUCACACUAAUCUUUGAUCAAUCAUUAAACAAUGCAAAAGGGUGCCAUAAGACACGAAGAUACGAGGGAUAUUUGAAAGUGAAUGGGG
Messenger RNA from Hibiscus syriacus, 638 nucleotides. RefSeq names its product mitochondrial import inner membrane translocase subunit TIM10-like. NCBI's taxonomy places the organism in Eukaryota, Viridiplantae, Streptophyta, Magnoliopsida, Malvales, Malvaceae. Gene Ontology annotation, biological process: protein insertion into mitochondrial inner membrane. Gene Ontology annotation, cellular component: mitochondrial inner membrane. The record is from RefSeq and is a predicted model, not a curated record. Bases 116 to 370 code for a protein of 84 amino acids. The transcript is spliced from 6 exons.